This is a messenger RNA of Topomyia yanbarensis, 4792 nucleotides long. It is a transcript of the gene hppy, whose product is annotated as mitogen-activated protein kinase kinase kinase kinase 3. Gene Ontology annotation, molecular function: ATP binding; MAP kinase kinase kinase kinase activity. NCBI's taxonomy places the organism in Eukaryota, Metazoa, Arthropoda, Insecta, Diptera, Culicidae. The transcript has 15 exons. The record is from RefSeq and is a predicted model, not a curated record. Gene Ontology annotation, biological process: protein phosphorylation. The coding region runs from base 345 to 2954 and encodes 869 amino acids.
UAUCCGUCAGUCGUCAGCAGUGUUCAGAAGGAGAAAAAUUUCAUUCGCAACAGUGCACGGGUACAGAGGUGUGUAACGCGAAAUUAACAAAUUAAGGAGAACAGUUUCAGCUAAUUACUGCUGCUGCUUUUGCUGUUGUUUCGUGACCGUAUAGAUGCGAAAAUAGGCCAUCCUACGGGAUAGUGUUAUUUCCCGAUUAAAAGGAUCCACUGGCUGUAGUUUGGCAGAAAGUCAGCAAAAACAAGGGCAAGUGAGCAGUGAGAAAAGGGCAUUUUGGUAACGCAAAGCUGCUGCUGCUCCAUCAGGCUGGCUGGAGGCGAGGAGCAGAAAAAAAUGUUGACAGAAUGGCCCACGCAACUAGUUUACUGAGUUCCGGAAUUUCGCGCCGCAAUCCGGAGGACGAGUACGAGCUGAUCCACAAGAUCGGCUCCGGGACCUACGGAGAUGUGUACAAGGCAAAGAAACUCCAAUCGAACGAACUAGCGGCCAUCAAGGUGAUCAAGAUCGAACAGGGAGAUGACAUCCAGAUCAUCCAGCAGGAGAUUGUGAUGAUGCGCGACUGUCGCCAUCCAAACAUUAUCUCCUACUACGGAUCAUACCUGCGGCAUGACAAGCUGUGGAUCUGCAUGGAAUACUGUGGGGGUGGUAGCUUGCAGGACAUCUACCAGGUGACGGGUCCGCUGAACGAACUGCAGAUAGCGUACAUGUGCCGGGAAACACUACUCGGGCUGUCCUAUCUGCACUCGAUGGGUAAGAUCCAUCGGGAUAUCAAGGGAGCGAACAUACUGCUGACGGAGAAAGGUGACGUGAAGCUGGCGGAUUUUGGUGUUUCGGCUCAGAUCACGGCAACGAUCAACAAACGAAGGAGUUUUAUUGGUACACCGUACUGGAUGGCACCGGAGGUGGCGGCAGUGGAACGGAAGGGUGGUUACAACCAUCUGUGUGAUAUUUGGGCCUGCGGUAUAACUGCUAUCGAGUUGGCCGAACUGCAGCCACCCAUGUUCGAUCUGCACCCAAUGCGAGCUCUUUUCCUCAUGUCCAAGAGUGGCUUUAAACCACCGACACUCAAGGAUAAGGACCGAUGGAGUCCCAAUUUUCACUCGUUCCUCAAGGUUGCCUUGACAAAAAACCCCAAGAAGCGACCAACAGCGGAACGAUUACUGCAGCAUGCCUUCUUUCAGUCGGAGAUGUCCAUUCGAUUGGCGAUGGAGUUGCUGCAAAAGUAUCAUAGUCCGCACCAAAGCUACUUCUACCACGAUUUCGAGGAAGAAGGGGCUGUUGCUAUUGGACCACAAAGAAUUACGAGUAAGCUGCAUUCGCCUAGUCCGGUGUAUUUGUGUAAACCAUCGUUAGAGAGAGAACGAUCAUCUAGUCCAGAAACCCUACCAAGUGAUAUGAGUCUAUUGCAUUAUAUAGACGAGGAGUUGAAGUUAAGGCGAACGCUGCCGUUGUCGAACAUCCCGAACGACUCACUGGUAGUCGGUGAUGGUCCUGGCGAGAGAUAUGAUAAUCACGGGCGGGACGAUUCUACACUCAGCUAUGCCGAUAUCGAUAAUCUGAAUGCGCGGUUCGACAAGUUGAAUGCGCAAAAUGGUUCGUCCGAGGAAGAGCCUCAAGGUAAACGAAGAUCAAUGGAUCAGCUAACGGGGCUGUUCAAUGAUUUGGAAAAGUCUUCCAGACAGCGAAGUUUGAGCGACGGCGAUGGUAGUAAUGAAAACGAAACCCAACCAGACCUGCUGAACAAUACACCACCGGUACCGCCGAAGCGCAGUCAUCGCAGUCGGCGUCAUACGCCUCCCCGGCCGGUUUCAAACGGGUUACCGCCAACGCCAAAAGUACACAUGGGUGCCUGUUUCUCCAAGGUCUUCAAUGACUGUCCGUUGCAUAUUCACUGUACCGCCUCGUGGAUUCAUCCGGACACGCGGGAUCAGCAUCUGCUGAUUGGAGCCGAGGAGGGCAUUUUCAAUCUGAAUAUGAACGAACUUCACGACGCGGCCAUCGAGCAGCUAUACCCGCGGCGGACCGUGUGGCUGUACGUGAUCAAGGAUAUCCUAAUGUCGCUAUCGGGGAAAACCUCGCAACUGUACCGACACGAUUUGAUGGCGUUACAUUCCAAGCAAACGCACCGGUUUUCGCUGCACAUGAAGAAGAUCCCGGAGAAACUGGUACCACGCAAGUUUGCUCUCACGACCAAGGUGCCGGACACCAAGGGUUGCACGCAGUGCUGUGUUACGCGGAACCCGUAUAACGGGUACAAGUACCUGUGCGGUUCGCUGCAGAGUGGGAUCUUUCUGAUGCAGUGGUAUGACCCACUAAACAAGUUCAUGCUGUUGAAGCAGUGUGACUGGCCAUCCGGAAAUCUCCAAUACUACGGCGUUAAUUCCAACGUAUUCGAGAUGAUCAUCACUCCCGAGUUGGAGUAUCCGAUUGUUUGCGUAAACGUACGGAGAGGACCAAACGACAGUCUAAAGUUAGAUUUGAUUAACACGAAUAACACUUCCAGUUGGUUUAACUCCAAUGCGGAAGAAAUGGAUGGAAUGGCCACCGUGAUUAACAGGAGGGACACCCUACGACCAAUUAAAGUGCAUCAGAUUGAAAGGGAUGCGAUUCUAGUAUGCUAUGAUAAUGUCGUACAAAUUGUAGAUGUUCUUGGAUUUCCAAAGCAAAGUAAAAAGUAUAUCUCUCGUUUGGAGUUCAGUUUCAACAUAGAUACGAUAGUUUGUCUAACGGAUAGUGUGUUAGUGUUUUACAAAAACGGCAUGCAGGGCAGAUCUUUGAGGAACGGCGAGAUUACUCAAGAGAUUACCGACACUAGUCGGAUUUACGAACUGAUCGGCAGUGACAACCGAAUCGUUAUGCUGCAGAGUCGCAUCAUGCGGGCUGACCCGAUGGAAGGUUCGAGCGAAGAGGGCCAUGAUCUGUACGUGGUAGCUGGUCACGAAGCCAGCUAUUAGUUGGACGGCAACCCGUGUUUCUGUCUGCAUUUCGACACACGGUAAAGGAUAUCAGGAACGCGUACACGGGCAGUACCAAGCAAGUACUAGUAGCAGUUAGGAAGGAAAUAAACAGAACAAUUGUAGCAAAGUUAAUUAAUAUAUUCCGUAAGCCGUGCAAACAUACGCAAAUCGCAAACUGUUUCGUCAACUUUAUGUACAGAAAGGAAGAAUGUAAGCGCAGCGCAGAAGUGAGUACCAAAAGUUCUUAUUGGAUAUAUUAAAUAUAUCUCGCUAUAUACAGGAUGUGUACUCUAAAUUAGGCUUUGCAGAUGAAUGAGCACAGUUGAUUAUGAUAUCAAUUCGAUGCACUUGCGAGUUCGAGGCAAGGGAACGUAUAAAUUGUUUUUAUUUGAAUUUUGUAUAGUAUUAGGUACACGCAUCAAGUCAGGACCGUUAUUGGAUUCAUCCUCGCCACCAGGUUGAAGGUUUGUAUCUAUUUUUUGAAGAUAACAUUUGUCGGAAUGCAGGAACGAUAUGAUAGUCUGUUUACUAUUUAAGGAUUCUUUUAACCGGUCUGUAUUUGUUGAUUAUAGCUGAUCUUGUGUAUAGUUUUUAUUGUCAAAUGAAUAUCCUGAAUAUUUGAAUGUGAAUUGGAAAAUUACGGAAAGUAUUGUUCUAUUGUUUUACUGUAGGAAAUUAGGAAUAAAUUAAGGGAAGUAAUAGCAUGAUUUCAACUUCUCGUUUUGAUGUUGUGUAACAUUUCUUUUCCAUUUUCUUUACCAGAAGAAUGUUAAAUUUAGAAAGAUAAAUAGUAAACAAAUCCGUACUCAAACAAUAUUGGUAAAAUAGCGUAAACACUGGAUCCAAGACGAAAUAGAACGACGAACUUGCUGUAGAUAACUUAUUUUGAUGAAAGAGUUUUCUUUUAGUAGCGUGGAACAAAUUUAACGAUCAAACCUGGGAAACAAAGUAGAAAAACAAAAACAAAUUAUCGAAAACUAUUUUAUAUAUCUAUACUAGUGAGCUAUAUUCGAUAAAUUCUCUGCGUCGAUAAUUGAAGUUACAUUUUGAUCAACUCAACACGAUUUGCAUAAAAUUUACAACCAGAAUAAUCGUAUAACAAAAGAUAACAAAGCAGUAGUAGUACUAUUUCACAUACUGUAACAAUAGGCAAUAGUCAGAGAUACUCAAAAAACCUAUUGAUUGCAUUUAUUUUUCGAAGUCAGUAUACAGUAAAUAACCAGGGCUAGGCUUGAAUUUGAGGCAUCUUGCUUUCUAGAAAUUUAUCCACAAUGAAAUGCUGUGUUGCGUUCCCGCGUGGCGUAAAGUCGUUAGGCUAAAUGACAUACGUCGAGUUAGUAGAUUCUGUGCAAAAAUAGUUCAUCUAACACUAGUUGAACCUUGAAAACUAGAAUAUUUUUUUAUAUUGCCAUGGAUUUUUAUAUUUAUCUCCGAUAUCGUUCGCGUAGCCUCUGCCAAACGACCAUUGCGCCAAACGGUAAUGCUACAUUCAAGACACCAUAUUCUUCGAUUUGUAGAAAUCAUUCCAGUUCUAUCCUAGCCGCUCCUUAGUUUCGUCGCAAAUUUAAGUCGCUAGUUCAUGAAACAUUCGCACAUUUUGCAAAACCGAACACGAUCCUCAUUAGAUAAGUUUGUAUUUUAAUUCGAGCGUUUAAAUUCUCACUUCUGUGCACUCCAAAGUUUCAAGAAGAACCGAUGGCAGCAGCUUUGAAUGAAUAAAAUGUUUUGGGGAAAGAAUAAAUGAAAGAAACAUUUAAGAUGCAUUGGGUUCUUUUUGCUUAAUUUAAGCAAAUAAAUAAACAAAUCCGAUUACCUACACACAACAUACCUUGAAA